This is a messenger RNA of Colletotrichum costaricense, 1047 nucleotides long. RefSeq names its product monooxygenase. Gene Ontology annotation, molecular function: oxidoreductase activity. NCBI's taxonomy places the organism in Eukaryota, Fungi, Ascomycota, Sordariomycetes, Glomerellales, Glomerellaceae. The coding region runs from base 1 to 1047 and encodes 348 amino acids. The transcript has 3 exons. The record is from RefSeq and is a predicted model, not a curated record.
AUGGGCCGAACAAUUUUGUUUCUCUUUGCACUUGCCAUUUUCUCAGUUCUCCACAGCCACGGACAGGCAACAAAGUGCGGCAAGCUCUUCGAACGCAAAGAAUGGCGAACAUUGACCCAGGACGAGAAAUCUGGCUGGGCGGGAGCUGUGAAAUGCCUCGGAAGCAUACGGCACCAACGAUUGUCAUUCACGCCGGAACAAACAGUUCUCGAGGGAAUGAGAAGUCUAUACGAUGACUUCUCGUACUCACACGCAGCAGUAGAGCACAGCGCACAUAGGAAUGUCUACUUUUUGCCGUGGCACCGCUGGUUCCUCUAUUUGUUCGACGCGUCUCUCCGCCAAAACUGCGGGUACGGCGGUCCAACGCCAUACUGGGACUGGUCGCGCGAUCACGCGGACCUGGUCGGCUCUUCCGUGUUUGAAGAUUCACCCGAGUUUGGACUAGGCGGGACUGGAGACUGUAGUUCUUCCCCCGAGGCUGAUUGCAAGGUCACUACAGGCGCAUUUGCCCAGUUGGAGCUUGCCUGGCCGAUCCCUCACCCACUGCGUAGGAACUUGACGCUCAUCACUGGGUGGUUCGAUCAUGAGAAGCCCCAGAACUCCACACUAGGCCCAGACUCUGUGCGGAACUCGACUGAACAUCACACGGGCGACUUUUACAGUUUCCAGCACUCAAUGGAGCAGAUGCAUAAUCAUGUCCAUAACUUCGUUGGCGGUGACUUGGCGGGGGACUGCCCAAAGAAACUACCAGCGGAAAGUUGCAAGGACCUAGCCGUCGCCUUCACGCCUAACGACCCUCUAUUUUGGUUGCAUCAUGCGCAGCUUGACCGUUUAUGGAGCAAGUGGCAACGCCGACACCCCGCCAAUUUUGCCGCUUUUUCCGGCAUACCCUUUCACUCGUUCAAUAUGAGCGACCCGCAAUAUGAUGUUAAAGCUAGCGCAGAUUACAAAAUGCCAUUUGAUGUACAGAGUGUGCCCGUGACGCCAAGGCAGGUUUUUGACACGGAGGCUGGGCCACUAUGCUAUCAGUAUGUAGAUGAUGAGUGA